Messenger RNA from Orbicella faveolata, 2620 nucleotides. RefSeq names its product lipase maturation factor 1-like. NCBI's taxonomy places the organism in Eukaryota, Metazoa, Cnidaria, Anthozoa, Scleractinia, Merulinidae. Gene Ontology annotation, cellular component: endoplasmic reticulum membrane. Gene Ontology annotation, biological process: protein maturation. The record is from RefSeq and is a predicted model, not a curated record.
GCGCCAUUUGUUCCAUUUGAGCGCGAGCAGCCUGGGUUUUCAAGAUGGCGGAAUGAAACGUGGAAAGGAGGCCGUAAAGUCUUAUCUCAGAAAUAUAUGUUUUGCCGCUGUGAGAAAUACUCGGUUUGUGAUGGAGUUAUUUGAAGGAUUAAGGCGAAGAAAGGGUGGCGUUAAUGAAGGAAAAGAUAUAAAGAAAGAAGAGAAAACUAGAGACGAGAAGAACUUGAAGGACGCUGCAGCUGGGACUGUGGAACCCGGAACUUACUGGCUGACAAGAAUCGUGUUUUUGAGAUCUCUUGGAUUCAUUUAUUUUGUGGCCUUUGCAGUAGCACUCAGUCAGAACAAACAGCUUUUAGGCAAAAAUGGGCUUCUUCCAUCAGACCUGUACCUGAAGAGAUUAGAAGAUCAUUUUGAUGAGGCCGGCUGGAGGAAAAUUCUUCAUGUUCCCACGGUGCUUCUUUUAACUGAUAAAAACAAAAUUGAUGAGCAUUUGGACAUUUUGGCGUACACUGGGCUGUUAUUUUCAGGAAUUGUUGUACUCAGUGGAUGUGGGAAUAUCAUAAUUAUGGCAUUGUUGUGGGUUUUAUAUCAUUCUAUUGUCAAUGUAGGACAAAGAUGGUAUUCAUUUGGUUGGGAGUCACAGCUUCUUGAGACAGGCUUUCUUGCAAUAUUUUUGUGUCCGGUGUUUAAACUGCGUCAAGUGCCUAUUUACACACCAACACCUCUGGUUGUUGUUUGGGGAUACAGAUGGCUUAUCUUCCGCAUUAUGAUUGGUGCUGGUCUGAUAAAGAUAAGAGGUGAUCAGUGUUGGCGAGACCUCACAUGUAUGAACUACCAUUAUGAGACUCAGCCUGUACCCAAUCCAAUGAGUUAUUUUAUGCAUCAGUCUCCAGAGGUCUUUCACAAGUUUGAAACACUGACAAAUCAUUUUAUAGAGCUGGUGGUUCCAUUUUUUAUCCUCCUGACCAGACCAUUUAGAAUUUGGUGUGGAAUUUUACAGAUUCUUUUUCAGGUUGUUUUGAUAAUCAGCGGUAACUUGAGUUUUCUGAACUGGCUGACGAUUCUUCCCAGUCUUAUGUGCUUUGAUGACAAGAGCCUGGCAUUCCUAUUCUCAUCAUCCUCUGCUAAAAAGGAGGUGAUCCACAUACAGCAGCUUCCUAGGAUUGGUGCUCCUGGAUCAAAACCAACAUGGGCUGUUCUUGGGGCCAAAGUGAUAAAAUUGUGCUUCAUUGAAGGAAAAAAUCAAUCUCAUUUCCAGGGUCUCUCAUCUGACUGCCCUCCUAGCAUGAGAGAGGACGGCUCUGGGGAAGACCCUGGGAACGAGAAUUACCAGUACAAUCCCUGGUUGAUUCACUUGGCAGCUAAACUUCUUGUUAACGAUGAACAAGCUACUUCACUGAUAGCACACAACCCAUUCUUUAACGCUACGCCUCCCACCUUCAUUCGUGGCGAACAUUACCUCUAUAAGUUUACAAUGAUUGGCAGCCAAGAAGCAAGGGCCGGGUAUUGGUGGAAACGCACCAGAAUUGGAUCUUAUUUUCCACCUAUCACGUUACGAGCCGUCAGAGAUUACCUGGAAUCACACGGAUGGAAAGUGCCAAGACUCAAGAAGACAGUCUAUAAUAUAAUUCUGUUUGCUCUUCCCAGCGUAACAAAAGAAAGGACCGAAGUGAUAUUUCAAGGAACAAGAAACUCGACCAUUAUACCAGAUGAAGAUGGAGGCAUCUGGGAAGAAUAUCAGUUUAAGUGUAAACCUGGAGACCCCAAGAGGCGACCAUGUGUUAUUUCACCGUAUCACUACCGACUGGAUUGGCUCAUGUGGUUUGCAGCUUUUCAGAAUUACCAGUACAAUCCCUGGUUGAUUCACUUGGCAGCUAAACUUCUUGUUAACGAUGAACAAGCUACUUCACUGAUAGCACACAACCCAUUCUUUAACGCUACGCCUCCCACCUUCAUUCGUGGCGAACAUUACCUCUAUAAGUUUACAAUGAUUGGCAGCCAAGAAGCAAGGGCCGGGUAUUGGUGGAAACGCACCAGAAUUGGAUCUUAUUUUCCACCUAUCACGUUACGAGCCGUCAGAGAUUACCUGGAAUCACACGGAUGGAAAGUGCCAAGACUCAAGAAGACAGUCUAUAAUAUGUGACAGCUCUAAGAUUAAAUACUCUUGUACGCGCUUAAAGUUAAGCCAGUCAAACUGGUUAAUAUAUUUAUCAGAAGGCGUGAAAAUGGAGUUUGUUCUACGAAGUCAGAUUUCCACUACAUUCUAUAGCCUAAUUUACACACUACGAUUUCUCGCCCGAUUUUUGGGGUACAAUAAAGGCCCUAGCCUGUGUCACAGCCGCCUCUCAAGCUCCCGAUAAAGAGGAGAGUGAAUCGGCGCUUCUUAAAGGUUCUCGACUCCAAUCUAACACGUCGGUGGAUUAGGAAAAAAUUGUCCGCACAGAUUGCAGCGCGUCGAGCUAAGUUUGUGAAAGAAAACGCCACGCGCGAGCAAAUUACAUCUGCACGGAUUUCAUUACAUUUAAAGUAACUCGUCUACGUCGCUUUAAAGAUGAUUCGCAUUACGAUUAUGGUUGCCAACAAAUCAAGCCGACAAUUCGUCAUGUGUCAGUUUACCAGA